AUGGCAAAAGGAAAUAAACAUAAUAAUGAUAGUAGUAAUAAUAAUGAGAUCAGAAAAAAGCAAAAAGUAGAUAAUGGCAAUAAUGAAAAUAUAAAUAGCAAUAGUAAUAAUAGUAAUAAUUUAACAUUAUCAGAAGUUUUAAGUGAUGAAAUUACAAAAUUAAGUGAAAAAAAUUGGUUAAAGGCAGCAAAUGUCAAAUCAUUCGAUUUGGGUUUGGUUGAAAAGAUAUAUAAAGAUCAAAUUUUACAAUCAAAUUUCAAAAUUCAAAUUUUAGAGUUAUCUCACUACUUUGAACAUUAUUUAUGGCCAAAUUUUAAAUCAAAUCAAUCAUCAAAAUCAUUAAUAAUGUCAAUUAUUAUAAUGAUCAAUGAAAAAUCAAAAGAGGGUUUAAAUUCAUUCCAAUCAUUCCAUAUAGGAAGUAAUAAUAGCACCAAUGGACAAGAAGAGUCAGCAUCGUCAAUAGAAUAUUCAACAUUUAAAGAAUUUUUCGAAAGCUUUCUAUUAGUAGAGUUAUCAGAGUUAUCAGCCAACGAAUUAUCACAUUAUAUCAAGUUUUUAAUUAAUACAUUUCAAAGUGUCGAAGAUAUUCACGUUAGAAAUGAAUGCCUUAAAAUAGUUUCCUACCCAAUUUGGUUAAAUCUUUCAGAGGGACGUUUAGAUCAAGAUAUAUCUUUAUUACCAGAUUUUUUAAUAAAGAAAUUACAAUUGUUUAAAAAGAAAUAUUUAAAUUCAAAAUUAAAUCCAGUUGAAUUGAAAUAUAAAGAUUUUUUAUUAAAUUUAAUGGUACAGUUUAUUAAUACAUUGGAUAGUUUACAAAUUUUAAAGGAGUCAAAUAGUGAUGAAUUUAAAAAUUCAUUAAAUUAUUGCGAAAGAUUUUUAGAAUUAAUGAUCGAUUUAAUGACUCAAAUUACAACAAGAAGAUUUUUUUAUUCAUUAUUAGAUGACUUCCAUUUAAUCUUAAAGGUUUCACAAAGUGUUUUUAUAACUAAAAAUCCAAAGGAUUCAAAAAUUUUAAAUGGACUAUUAGGUAUAUUAAAAGUUUAUAAUAAUUUUGAUAUUGAUAAUUUUACUGGUGAAGAGAUAUCAAGUGAUCAAGCUACAGGUCUUCAUUAUCAAGCAAUUCAAGAAUUACAAAAAGUUAUAUUUAAAAACUUCCCAGAAAUUAAAGAGAUAGCACUUAGAAAUGUUUCAUUUGUUGAAAAUAAACCACAAUUUAUUUCAGUAAUUUCAAAUUUAUCUGAAGAUAGAUUAAAUGAACUUUGUUAUUUAUUAAAUUUCAAAUCAAAAGAUAAAAAAGAAAAUAAACAAUUUUUAAUUUCAUUAUUAUUAUCAAAAUUCCAAAAAAAAGAAUCAGUUGUUGAACCAGUAAAUAGAAUGUCAUUAUACCCAACAGAAAAGUUAUUAUGGGAUUCAUCAGCUAUUCCAGAUAGUAGUUAUAGAAAUGAUAGAUCUUUAGCAUUACCAAAAUUAAAUUUACAAUUUCUUUCAUUCAAUGAUUAUUUGAUGAGAAAUUUUGUAUUAGUACGUUUAGAGUCUGCUUAUGAAAUUAAACAAGAUAUUGAAGAUACAGUUAAAAGAUUAUCACCAAAAUAUAAUAUAUCAAAUAAUAAAACAACAUUUAAUGGAUGGUCAAGAAUGUCAUUACCUUUAUCAUCACCAUUCAAAAUUAUAAAUGUUUAUCAAGCAAAUAUUGGUGAAGAUAAACCAAAAAAAGUUAAUGGUGUUAUAAAUGUAAGCUUACAUUCAUGUAAGGAAUAUAUUAAAGAAGAGUGGUUAUCAGUUAAGGAACAUGAUGUAUUAUUUUUAGUUACAAUUCAACCAGAAGGUGAUGAUAAUACAACUGAUUUUGUAAAGAAAUAUGGCAUCAAACAUGUUAGAGGUUGUGAGGUAGUUGAAAUUAUUGGUGAGGAUAAUAAUACAAAUAGUAAUUCAAGAGCAUUUAAAGUUUCAUUAGAUACAAAUCAAUAUCAAGAAGAUUUAGAAAAUAAUAAUUUAAAACUUUAUGACAGUUUCAAUAUAGUGUUAAGAAGAAAUCCAAAAGAGAAUAAUUUUAAAUCAGUUUUGGAUACAAUUAUUUCAUUAUUAAAUUCAAAAAGCUAUUUCCCCGAUUGGUUAAAUUCAAUUUUUAUGGGUUACCCAAGUGAUCAACAAAAACAACAAGAGCAAGAGCAAUUAGAAGAAGAAAUAUCAUUUAACGAUACAUUUUUAAAUUUAGAUCAUUUAAAAAAUACUUACCAAGACAAAAAGAUAGAAUUAACCGAAAACUGUAAAUUAAUGUGUUCAAAGAGCCAAGACAGCGAUCUAUUAUAUAAGAUUAAGUUUAAUAAUGAAGGUGAUUCAGACUCAAUUUUGGUAGAUACUUAUAAAAAUAAAACAAAUAAAGUUAUAAACUCAAGCGAUGAAGUGGUCAAUAGAAAUAAAAUUGAAUUUACACCAACUCAAAUCUCUGCAAUUAAAUCUGGCGUUCUCGAAAAUAAAUUAACAUUAAUUGUAGGUCCACCAGGUACCGGUAAAACUGAUAUAGCUGUUCAAAUUAUCUCAAACAUAUAUCACAAUUCACCAAAUCAAAGAACCCUAAUUAUCACCCAUUCCAAUCAAGCACUUAAUCAACUAUUUGAAAAGAUUUACAAUUUAGAUAUAAAUGAACGUUAUUUACUUCGUUUGGGUCAUGGUCAAAAACAAUUGCAAACAUCUAAAGAUUUCACCAAAGGUGGUAGAAUUGAUUUUUGGUUAAAUCUCCGUAUUAGUCAAUUGGAAAAGGUUGAUCAGUUAGCCAAGAGUAUUGAUGUAGCCGAUGAUGUUUCUUAUACCUGCGAUACUGCUCUUCAAUUCUUCUCAUUCCACGUUUUAUCAAAAUGGGAGAAAUUCCAACACGAUCUCGAAAAGUUACAAAAAGAAUCAAACAACAAUGAUAAUUCAGCUGCACAAAUUAAAUAUAUAAUCGAAAAUUAUCCAUUUGGUAAAUUCUUUUUAGAUAACUCAAUUGCAAAGGAAUUGUUCUCUACCGAUAAAUCAUUACAAGAAAAUCAAGAAAUCUUAAAAGAGCUUUGGUUGUAUAUUGAAAAUAUUUUUAAAGAGUUGGAAGAGUGCAAAGUAUUCGAAUUAUUAAAAUCAUCAAAUGAUCGUUACAAUUAUCUUUUGUUAAAGCAAUCAAAGAUUGUCGCAAUGACAUGCACAUAUGCUUCGUUGAAAAGAAAUGAACUUAUUAAAUUGGGUUUCAAGUUUGAUAAUCUUUUAAUGGAAGAGUCGGCUCAAAUUAGUGAUAUCGAGUCCUUUAUACCGUUACAGCUUCAAAACGAUAGACCAGAACAGCAAUCAAAUCAACAAAUGGAUGAUGGUGAAGAAGCAGCAGAAAUCAUUGAACAAUUUAGAUUAAAAAGAGUAAUUUUAAUUGGUGAUCAUAAUCAAUUACCACCAAUUGUUAAAAAUCAAUCACUAUCAAAGUUCUCUCAUUUUGACCAAUCAUUAUUCACUCGUUUUAUUCGUCUCGAAAUUCCUCACAUCAUUUUAGAUAGACAAGCACGUUCAAGACCAUCAAUCUCAGAGUUAUUUAGAUGGCGUUAUAAAGGUUUACAAGAUCUCGACAUUGUUAAAACUAACGAUUACUUUAAACACGCAAACGGUGGUUUCGCUUAUGACUAUCAAUUGAUUAACGUCGAAGAAAGCGAUGGUUUUGGUAAUGGUGAGACUGAACCAACACCACAUUACUAUCAAAAUCUUGGUGAAGCUGAAUAUAUUGUAGCGACCUAUCAAUUUAUGAGGGCUAUUGGAUACCCAAGCGAUAAAAUUACAGUACUUACCACUUAUAAUGGUCAAAAGCAAUUACUCCGUGAGGUGUUCCAAGCUAAAUGUAAAUCAAACUAUGGUAUGCCACACAAAAUUACCACCAUCGAUAAAUAUCAAGGUCAACAAAAUGAUAUUAUAUUGCUUUCACUCGUUAGAACUAAAUCAUAUGGUCACCUUAGGGAUCCACGUCGUUUAAUUGUUGCAAUGUCCAGAGCUAGAUUGGGUUUAUAUGUAUUUUGUAAAAAACAAUUUUGGAGAAAUUGUUACGAAACCUCUUUAGUUUUCUCUAAACUCUUAAAAAGACCAGAUAAAUUAGUAAUAUUAAAAUCAGAACUCUACGACACAAAACGUUUAAUUAACUCGGAAUUAAAUCAAGAUGAUUGCUUUGAAGUUCAAAAUUCUUUCCAUAUGAAAUCAAUUGUCGAAUCAAAUUAA
This is a messenger RNA of Dictyostelium purpureum, 4221 nucleotides long. RefSeq lists its product as uncharacterized. Gene Ontology annotation, molecular function: mRNA binding; helicase activity. Lineage: Eukaryota; Evosea; Eumycetozoa; Dictyosteliales; Dictyosteliaceae. The record is from RefSeq and is a predicted model, not a curated record. Gene Ontology annotation, cellular component: catalytic step 2 spliceosome. Gene Ontology annotation, biological process: mRNA splicing, via spliceosome. The transcript has 5 exons. The coding region runs from base 1 to 4221 and encodes 1406 amino acids.